AUGAAUGUUCAUUGCCUAUCGUGUAAGAAAAAGCAACAGAUGAGAGGGAUACAAGGAGAAGUCACAUCAACUGGUCAACCAUAUGUCAAGGGUAAAUGCUCAGUAUGUGGUCGAUCGUGUUCACAAUUUAUCAAGAAAUCGGAAAUCAGAGAAGGUGGAUUCCUGUCUGGUUUGUUCAAGAUGAUAGGUUUAGGAGUAAAAAAAAAAAUAGAUAGGAACUGGACUGAUGAUCUGGCUGAUGAGUUACACAAGCCAAAGCGUGUGAAUUUCACUAGGAGACAAGUGACUGUGAGUGAGAUUGAUGAAAUCUGGUCCGCCGAUCUCGUGGAUAUGACAGCUUUUCGUAAAUACAAUGAUGAAAUCAAAUUUUUGCUUACUGUCAUUGAUCUGUUCAGCCGAUAUGCUUGGGUUGUUCCACUCGAAUCCAAGAAAGGUGUUGACAUCCAAUCAGCAUUUCGAUCCAUCGUGAAAACUAGCAGCAGGAAACCACGUAAGCUGUGGGUUGAUCAGGGUACCGAGUUCUAUAAUCGAACGUUCAAACACUGGCUUGAUGAGAAUCAGAUCACGAUGUACAGCACUCACAACGAAGGAAAGGCUGUUGUAGUUGAGCGUUUCAACCGAACUCUGAAAACCAGGAUGUGGAAAUACUUCAGUGCUAACUCCACCAGCAGGUACAUCGAUGUCCUUCCACAUUUGGUAGAGAAGUACAACACGACAAAACACAGAGGUGUUCGGAUGACACCAACUGAGGCAUCACGGGAGAAGAACGCUGAUCGAAUCCGUGACUCACUGGGUGAGAAAUCUCCACUAUCCAGGUCCACUAAAUUCCAGAUAGAUGACCACGUCCGACUGGUGAAGCAGAAACGACAUUUCGAGAAAGGAUACACUCCGAACUGGACUGAGGAGGUAUUCAGGAUCACCGAUAUUCUCCCGACCAGACCCAAUACGUACUCUGUCAAGGACCUCGAUGGUGAACCCGUUGAUGGGUCGUUCUAUGAACAAGAGCUCCAGAAAACUACUCAAGAAAUCUACCGGAUCGAGAAAGUGCUCCGAAAGGACAACAAGAAGAAACAAGCCCUUGUGAGGUGGAAAGGCUACUCGGCAAGAUUCGACAGCUGGGUGCCGUUUGAUCAACUCAGCUGGUUGUGA
Sycon ciliatum is the source of this 1149-nucleotide messenger RNA. RefSeq lists its product as uncharacterized. Bases 1 to 1149 code for a protein of 382 amino acids. The record is from RefSeq and is a predicted model, not a curated record. Gene Ontology annotation, biological process: DNA integration. The transcript has a single exon. Gene Ontology annotation, molecular function: nucleic acid binding. NCBI's taxonomy places the organism in Eukaryota, Metazoa, Porifera, Calcarea, Leucosolenida, Sycettidae.